CUCAAUCUUGUUCGACGGCUUAUCUAUGAGGUCAUCGAUUUGGGGCAAUCAGGUAUCUGUCUAAUCUUGAUAAGUAUGAAAAUCCACUACCACGACUUGAAAUCAGUGAUCCCAUUGUAAGUACAGAUUCGUUGAGCAAUUACAGUUUUUUGCGACACAUAACGUGCGGCUUACGUCACGCUGGAGCUUGUAGAACCACCCUUCAUUGUGCCAUGCCUCCAACAAUGGCUGACAUACCUUUCAGCACAGAAGACUGUCCCCGCUGUGAAGGACACCAACUGUAACAGGUUCAGCCAUUCUUCGAGGCUUCCGUUUGUUUAUUCUUUCCCUGUACUCCUCUUAACCAUGCAGAGUCUGAUGUCACUCUAAGCAGGACACUAUGAAGGUGUGGUCCAUGUUGCUCGUCUGGUCCAUCUUUAUGACUGUCCCACACAAAGCUGAAGGUACAUCCUGUGGCGGGAUCCUCACGCAGCCGACAGGGAGCUUCAGUACCCCCAACUACCCUGAUGAGUACGACAACAACCUCCGCUGUAACUGGACUAUCCAGACCAACUCGUCCGUAACUCUCACCUUCCUGGACUUCGAUGUCUACUCCGACCACGACGUCCACCACGACUGCAGCGGAGACUUUGUUGAUGUGUUUGGGGGCAAUGUGGAUGGUACACGCAUAGGUCGGUACUGUGGUGACAUCACCAUGAGAGACCACUACCCUGUAGGAAAAGUCGUGUCCAAAGAGAACACAACAACAGUCGUGUUUACUAGUGACGGGUGGUCGGCGGGACGGGGCUUCAGAGCGUCAUACGCCACCUUCGACCCCAACUUACAACAGGACGAAAACAUGACCUGUGUCCGCGCACUGACUGGUGAAUCCGGGAACUUCAGCACACCAAACUACCCGGACAACUACGGAAACAUGGCCGCCUGUACCUGGACAAUUACAGUCAGCAUCAAUCGAUCUGUAUCCGUGACGUUUGACUUCUUUAACCUUGAAGAAGAACCAGACUGUAGCUUUGACGCAGUCGAAGUCUACCAGGGCACUCCUGAAGCUGGACGUAAACUUGGUACGUUUUGCGGUAACUCCACGGCCGAUGACAAGUAUCCCAAGGGUCAGAUCAGGUCCAACCUUCACGUGAUGACCGUGGCCUUCAGCAGUGACCUGUCCAUGAGCCGACCAGGCUUCCAUGUCACUUACGUCAGCGAUGAGAGAACAUCCGUGACCUGUGCUGAGGAUGAGUACAGAUGCACCGAUGGUUCUGACUGUCUGCCCCUGUCAUGGAGGUGCGACGGCACUAAAGACUGUUGGGACGGGACAGAUGAGAACAAUUGCGACAAAUUCUCAGCUUGUGGGCUUACGUUUACGAAGGACAGUGGCCGCUUCAUGACACCCUCCUUCCCUAAGAAGUACAGUAACAGUCUGCAGUGUAACUGGUCUAUCGUAGUGGAGCCCUCCAAGUCUAUAGUCCUCACCUUCCAGGACUUUGAUGUGGAGUACGAGAGGGACUGUGGGUAUGAUUUCGUCGAGGUGUACGAUGGGACUCCGCAGCGAGGUCGACUCAAAGGACGCUACUGUGGGGACGCUGAACGCGACCGUCGGCACUACCCCGUCACUCCCAUUGAAUCCAAACUACACGUGAUGACGCUGGUGUUCGACAGCGACACGUGGAUCAGGGCACGGGGUUUCCUGGCAACAUAUACCAGCCAUUACAAAUAUGUCCGGUGUAAGGGCUGGGAGUUCCGCUGCACAGACGAACCACAGUGCGUGUCCCUGACCACACGCUGUAACGGACUCGAGGACUGUAGCGACGGUAGUGAUGAGGUCAACUGUGAGUGUCGGGAGAUACCUGACAGACUGGGCUUCUGCAAGGGGGUGAUAUCAUACGACAGAAUGGUUUUGCCCAACCUGGUCGGGCACACCACCGUGACAGACAUCACGGAGUCGGAGGAGUUCGGAGCGCUCAGGGUACUGCGGCGGAACCCGGACGCUGUCUGCCAUCCACAGGCGCUGGAGUACGGCUGUAACUUACUGGCACCGAAAUGUGAAGACGGCAGAAUGGUGCCGCCAUGCUGGUCCUGGUCUACCGAGGUGCGGAGCGCCAGGAACCAGGUAGUCUGUACCCAGCGGGACCUGUCGGCCGCCAUGCUGCUCUUCAAACAAAUCAUCGUCGAUCUACCUGUGGAGAACUGCUACUCCCCACAACAGAAAGAAGAUUGUUACCAUGGAUCAGGAGUGAACUACAGAGGGACCUGGCACACCUCCGAGACUGGCAAGACGUGUCUAGACUGGCAUGACUCAUAUAGACAGGUAAGGUUACCCGCUCAUACUAUGGUCACAUUUUCAAACCGGCAGGCCGGCCGGUCAUACAGUUUGCGGGAACUAAGAACCAGAAAGCCGUGGUGCUUCGUUUCCAACAGAACUGGAAAUCUGGAGAGGCAGUCUUGUGAUGUGCCUUCUUGUGAAAGUGAUUCACAAACACAAACGUGCGGAUACCUGCUGUCUAACGGCACCGGCCAGUUCCACAGCCCCGACUUCCCUCAACCUUACUACGACAAUCUAUUCUGCAGGUGGGAGAUCAAGGUUGCACCCACCCACAGGAUUGAGCUGAGGUUUGAGCAGUUUGAUGUCCAGGGAGGCCCCUUCUGUCCGUUUGACAGAGUUAUUGUCUUAGAUGGCGAUUGGCCAGACGGGAACUUCACAGAAAUAGGUACGUAUUGCGGACAGGGAGUGCCUGAUGUCAUCAUAAGUGACAGUUACCGCCUCACCGUGACGUUCCAGACGUCUCGCAACCUUUAUCAGGACGACAACUGGCAAGGAUUCAACGCCACAUACACCACAUGGGCAAGAGAUCCUGUAGCUUGUGACGUCGGGUUCCUCUGCGCCGAUGGCGGGAAGUGCAUCCCGAUGGACCAGGUGUGCGACGGGAACGUCAGGUGCUGGGAUAGGAGCGACACGCGCAACUGCGAAUGCCAGGGUAUACCCGAUGAACUGGCAGACAUGUGUCCACCAGAAGGUGUGAGUGGGUGGGCAACAACCUUCCCAAGCCUACUACAUCACCGAGACAGCGCGGAGCUGUUGGAGUGGGAGGAUCUUCCACUGCUGAAGGACCUGUCUGAUAGCGCUUGCCAUUCACAGAUUGCAGAGUACAUGUGCCAUAACCUCGUGCCACGAUGUUCCUCGGCGCGACGUGUGCCUCCGUGCAGGUCAUGGUGCGAGGAAGUCAAGCAAAGCUGCUCAUCAGAGAAGUCCUGGAGCUUACUGCCGUCCUGCACGUCCCUCCCGUGGCAGAACUGUGCACAGGGGCAGUCCAAAGAAGACUGUUAUCGCGGCAAUGGUGCGAACUAUGUCGGCACCACCAGCAGGACCAUGAACAGCCGGCCGUGUCUGGACUGGGUCACCAGACCGCACCAGAUACAGACGUACCCCUGGGCAAACCUGCAGCAGAACUACUGCCGUAACCCGGACGGAGCGGAACGCCCCUGGUGCGGUGUGGACGUGAACGGGACGUGGGAGUACUGCGAUACACGGCCCUGUAAUGGACAGGUGUGUGAGAACCGGGGCGUACCCCGCGGUGUGCUGCUGCACCCUUUCCGCCGGCGGUACUGGCCGGGCGAGCAGGUGACGUACUCCUGUGAGACCGGGUAUUCCCUCCAGGGAGCCACCAUGGCAAAAUGUACUGCUGACGCUACAUGGAACAACCCUUUACCAACGUGUCAAGUGGACCGCCGUUCGCAGCUCCUGAUUGACAAGUUUGAGAAGAGUCCGUACAGUAAGGAGCUUCCUCCAGGGAAACAUGCGGUAAACGUCACAGUAGCCGGCAGGGUGAAGGAUAUCAUCGACUUGGAUGAGGCCUCACAUACCAUCACUACCGACGUCGUCUUCCAACUGCGCUGGAUCGAUGGCCGUCUGGCCUGGCUGCCCUCCCUGUACGAUGAGGUGGAGAUUGUGACCGUGGACCACGGCAGGCUGUGGACACCGCAUCUGAAGCUGCUCAGAGGUGCCGACAGAGCAUCGGGUCUCUUCCCAGAGAUCGACUUAAGGGUGUCCUAUCAGGGGGAGGUGACGUGGAUGAUCGAGACCUUAGUGGUGACCACGUGUGACCUAGACCACUUCAAAUUUCCGUUUGACAACAUGUCCUGUCCAAUAUGCAUCAGCGCCAACCACGUCUCUACCUUCCGCUGUUCUGAUGGGAACUCCACAUCGCUAGACGUCCUGCAGUGCGGCAGACCCUUCAGAAUGGAUCGCGGAGAGUGGAGAGUAAGGAUUGACCUCGGAGUCAGCCCUGGAGAGGCUUGCCUUAACAUGGAUCUCCAAAGAAACCCGACCUACCACAUGUGCACGACAGUGUCGCCUGUCAUAGUUCUGGCGCUGAUCAUGUGUGUGACGUUCCUCAUCCCCAUCGGUAAGGGGGAUCGGCUUCAAUACGGCAUGAAGAUCCUACUCGCCAUGUUUGUGUCCUUGGUCGUCGUGAACGAAAUCCUCCCGAAGUCUGCCCAAUUCCCUUUCAUUGGCAUUCUAACCCUUGUUGCUGUUGUGCUGAUGGGCCUGUCCAUGUGGAUCACUGUGAUUGUCGUUGUUCUACACGGGAAGGAAGGCCGGCUCCCUCCAAUCGUGCGGACAAUCUUUCUCCGGUACUGCGCUCGUGCCGUGUUACUGGGGGAUCUAACUAAACGGUGCAGCACAUCUUCAGACCAGAUCUCCAUGGUAGAGUACACUCGCAUUACUGACAAGAAACCGUCCUGGGUUGGAAACGACGAGACUUCCCCCGAGACAACACGUCAUGAGAGACGAGAUGAGUCUGAAACUUCUCCUGAAAUAAGAGAAAUUCACAACCUUAUGGUAGAUAACAAACGAAGCCUAGAUGCUCUAAAGGACUUCCUGAAGGAUGUGAGUGAGGUGGAAGAAGUUCCCGCUGGUCCCAGUGAAUAUGUCCUACUGACGCACGUCUUGGACAGGAUGAGCUUAGUCGUGUACUUGGGAGGACUAAUUCUGGCCGUUCCUUUUGCUUUACAUCUCGGUAAACCGUCUUAAACUUGAGAGUUGUUAAGAUGUAGUAGCGAACGCCAUGGACAUUUCUAAUUGAUGGCAAAAGCCGCAUAUUUACCACCUGUUUUCCACUAGGCCAGGAAAGUUGUGCUCAUGUUAAGAUCAUGAAACAGCAUUCUUUUUUAAAACCGCUGGAUUUGACAGCAAUAUGGGUCUAGCGCGGAUUUAAAUGAUACUGGUUGAUUGUAGUGCAAGAGCUAAACGUUUAGUUUUAGCACAGCAGCACAGAAACGUUACAUGCGCCAUUGGCAUGAUGUCAGCACGAGGUUACCCUAGGGCAUUGUCUAACUAUAGGCGACAUUUUGGGGCCCCAAAUCAAUGUUCGUUUUUAGAGAAGCUUGAAAUCUGGAAUGCAUAUCUCCAUUUUAUUGUUGCAACUUGCUGUCAUGCUGUCGUGUUAAAGCCCCCUUUACAAAUCAAGAAUUUAGCUCGGCCGAGUUGUCAGCGAGCUCUAAAUUACGAGGAGGUAUGACCUUGAUACCGACGAAGAAACUCUGCCUAAAUUCUUGAUUUGUAAACGGGGCUUAAGAACGAAAAAAAGUGCAUACUACAAGUAUUGACUACUAGUAUCUAUGCCUGCCAUGUACAUGCCCAGAUUAUUUCCAAAUGGUUUUAUUCCCAACCUUACAAUGUACUUUGCCAGUUUCAUCGUGCUCCAGCACAAUCAAAUAUUCGCCCUUACACCUAUCCUAGCCUAUCUCAAAUCGCACUCCUAGCGGCCGGCCCUAUAGUAUUGCCGCCGCCCUCGGGGAGGGGGUCAUUAACCCCAGCCAGCGAGAGAUUGUGUAAACACAGGCUACACCUAUCCAAGCCUUUGGCUAUGGUACUUGUAUACUGAUGGACGGAUCAUGAACUAUGCUCCAGGGUUACACCAAUCAUAACUUCUCAGUAACUCUGUCCAUUCAUCCAAGUAAAAAUAAUGUUCGAGUACAGUAGGAUGGGUUCAAAAACUUUAUUUUCACUAAAUAAGUCACAUUUGUGGCAAAGAACUUAAAAUCAUAGCCCUCAAAAGGGUACCAAUUCUUUGACACAGACGUUGUACUAAGGCACUCUGGGAGGGGUGCAAAAAUAAAAGUAUUCAAGACAAGAGUGCAUUUACCAAAGUGCCAUUCUGACAAGGAACUGUAAAAUAAUUCAUACUGGAAACUAUUAACCAGCUAGAAAGGAACACUUGCUGUGUAUAUGAUGUCUGAUGUACAUUCAAAAUGCUUUCUUUGUUGGCAACUGUCUUGUUGGUCAAUCAGAAUGGCAACAGUGGUCUAGCUAUGCAGCAGUUGUCUUUGCGCUACAUUUGUAAGUCUAACAAAAUACAAGUGACUUGAUACUGUCUUUGGCACGGUCAUGAUUCACAUUUAAGUACCUUUGCCGCAGGAGCAAGUGGUUGUUUUGCUUUAUCAAGAAAAAAAAGUGACAUGAAUUUGUCUGUAAGGUAUGCAAUUUAAGUGCUAGUUGGUUGAUGUAUGAAGAGAAGGGUGUUACCAAAUCACAGUAUAUCAUGUAUAUGACUAAAUAAGCAUGCACUAAAAAAACAACACAAAGGGCAACUAAAAAUCCAUGGUACCAAGAUUCCCACAAGGCACAUUGAGAAAACUUCAGUGCAUGGACAGCUAAAAGUAGGAGAUAAUCUACU
Molecule: messenger RNA, 6671 nt
Organism: Branchiostoma floridae (Florida lancelet)
Lineage: Eukaryota; Metazoa; Chordata; Leptocardii; Amphioxiformes; Branchiostomatidae
Exons: 30
Coding region: 380-5026 (1548 amino acids)
Biological process (GO): monoatomic ion transport
Cellular component (GO): membrane
Molecular function (GO): extracellular ligand-gated monoatomic ion channel activity; protein binding
Source: RefSeq, a predicted model, not a curated record